AUGCAGGUAAAUCACGCAAUCUACGCAUCGGAGCGAAAUGGUUGUCUGAUUUCAUCUCUCCACUUACACUACAUCCAUCACAUUUCUUUCACUAUUUCGCGUUUUGCUCCAAAUGCCGGCAGCGAGAUUAAGCACUUCUUCCAAAGUGAUCCACUGGGUAAAAAGUUGGUUGAAGUAAUGAAGGAAGUGGCGAGUGUGUGCCAGAUGGUGAGGAAGAAGGCACGCAUGGCACUGAAGCAAUAUGUGAGAAAUUUGUUAAAUGAGGCUGAGUAG
This is a messenger RNA of Echinococcus granulosus, 273 nucleotides long. RefSeq names its product AntigenB. Bases 1 to 273 code for a protein of 90 amino acids. The transcript has 2 exons. The record is from RefSeq and is a predicted model, not a curated record. Lineage: Eukaryota; Metazoa; Platyhelminthes; Cestoda; Cyclophyllidea; Taeniidae.